CCGGGAUCCUGCGUUCUGUUGCACUCAAGCAACAGCAAUGCCUCUGAAGCCAUGCUGUGUGUGUUAUUCUGUGACGCCGAAGUACCGAUGUCCUGGCUGCAGAGCAAGAUAUUGUUCUGUGUCCUGUUGCAAGAGGCAUAAAGAGGAAUGUACUCUGAAAUCAACCCCAGCUGAUACUAUAACACAGAUUGACAGAGGAGAGAAAUUGCUGCCUAGAGAAGAUGAUUUGAUUGAUGAAGAUAAUGAAUCUGAUAGAGUUCCUCAGCACAAGCUAAAGCUCCUUGGAGAAUCUGAAAAAUUGAAGCAUUUGCUUUUAAAUCCGCAUCUCCGAGAACUUCUGAUCAAGCUUGAUCAGGCGGAAGAACGAGAGGAUACAGUGAAGAAAUAUAUGCAAGAACCAUUGUUUGUUGAAUUUGCGGACAGAUGCCUCAGCAUUAUAGAACCUGAAGAGAAAGAAAAUAAAUUCCCGGACUGAGGGCAGCAGAAGGGACUUCGGUGUAACUGAAAAUUGGAAAGGAGCAUGGAUUUUUGUUGCAUUCACUUUUUAUAUAAAGGAAUAUAAGCAUCAUUUAGUUAAAUAUUUGUGGAAGAAACCAAAUAAUACAAAUUAUUCUACUGUUCAGUGUUCUGUUAGGAUUGGUAUUGACGGUAAAAGAUUUUAAUUACUGCAGAAAUACCUCUCAAUUUAUUUGCACCCAAAAUGUCACUUUGUUUGCUCUUUGUUUGUCUGUAAAGCUUACAGGGAAUCUACCAUUAUAAGAUUACAAAAGUGAUAAAAAAAA
Molecule: messenger RNA, 782 nt
Organism: Xenopus tropicalis (tropical clawed frog)
Lineage: Eukaryota; Metazoa; Chordata; Amphibia; Anura; Pipidae
Gene: znhit3
Product: zinc finger, HIT-type containing 3
Exons: 5
Coding region: 38-475 (145 amino acids)
Cellular component (GO): cytoplasm; nucleus
Molecular function (GO): zinc ion binding
Source: RefSeq, marked provisional